Molecule: messenger RNA, 1168 nt
Organism: Suricata suricatta (meerkat)
Lineage: Eukaryota; Metazoa; Chordata; Mammalia; Carnivora; Herpestidae
Gene: CDCA3
Product: cell division cycle associated 3
Exons: 6
Coding region: 163-972 (269 amino acids)
Source: RefSeq, a predicted model, not a curated record
CGUCGGUUCAACCAAUAGAAUCAAGGCAGGGGGCGUGGCGGGAAGUUUGAAACUCGGCGUCGGGAGUUGAGGCUUGAGCUUGUGUGCAUCCCGAAGAGGAAUUGGGGCCCGGCGUCCCCGCCUCGCCCCGGGCCGGGCCCCACCUUAUUUCUCCUGGUUGAGAUGGGCUCAGCCAAGAGCUCCCCGGUCACUCCGGCGCGGCCUCCGCCGCACAACAAGCUUCUGGCCCGAGUGGCGGAUCCCCGUUCACCUAGUGCCGGCAUCCUGCGCACUCCCAUCCAGGUGGAGAGCUCUCCACAGCCAGCCCUACCAGCAGAGGAGCAGUUGGAGGGUCCUAAUGAGGUCCAGGACUCAGAUCCCCGCUCUCCUACCCUUGGCAUUGCACGAACACCUAUGAAGACCAGCAGCGGAGAGCCCCCAAGCCCACUGGCGAAACAGCUGAAUGAAGUCUUUGAGACAGAAACCUGCACAUUGAAUCUUCCCUCAGAGACCGUUCUGCCCCUAGAGGCAACUUCAUCUUCUGAAUUGGACUUGCCUCUGGGCACCCAGUUUUCCCUCGAGGACCGGAUGCCACUCUGGAGCAAGACUGAGCUCCCCUCCAAGCAGGUGUCCUCCUCCAAGGAGGAAGCAGGACAACCCUCACAAACCCCCACGGCCAGCCAGGGCUCAGACAAGCCCUUAAGAGACCCUGAGACUCCCCGACCUUCAGGUUCUAAGCACAAUAGACGGAAAGCAAAUGGCAAGGUACCAGGGAGAUCUCCCCUCACCAUCCUGCAGGAUGACAACUCCCCCGGAACUCUGACACCGCGACAGGGUAAACGGCCUCCUCCCCUGAGUGAAAAUGCUAGGGCACUAAAGGAAGGCGCCAUUCUGGGAACUGGACGACUUCUGGAAACCGGAAGCCGAGUGUGGGAGGAGGGCCAGGACCAGGACAAGGAAAAUCAGCACUUUCCAAACUUGGUGGAGAACUAGGCCGUGCAUGGCCCCAGAGCUGGGCUCACCAGGGGCCUGGUAAUGUUGUGUCCUCACAGCCCCUUCUUUCCCUAGGAGACUGGAAAGGCUCAUCUUCCACUCCCCCUAAAUUACCAAAUCGGGGACUGAGCACUUUCUUAGACCUUAUUUGUGUCUUGUGUGUUUCUUGUAUAUUAAAGAAAGUGAUUUUAAAUUA